Molecule: messenger RNA, 829 nt
Organism: Helianthus annuus (common sunflower)
Lineage: Eukaryota; Viridiplantae; Streptophyta; Magnoliopsida; Asterales; Asteraceae
Exons: 2
Coding region: 164-595 (143 amino acids)
Cellular component (GO): plasma membrane
Source: RefSeq, a predicted model, not a curated record
CAAAUUUUAUACCAGGGUUAAAAGAAAACUACCUAGUUGGAAUUGGUGUUCUCGGAAUUAAAAUGCAAAAAAUGAUAGGCUUUCUAUUAGCCAACAUUUUUUGCAAGUCAUCAUUCGUUUUUCAUGUUUUCUUCGUUUACAUGAUGUAUUCAUCAUAUCGAAAAUGAAGAUAAACGAAAUUCUUGUUGUGCCAUCCAUUCCAGCAAUUACGUCACAUCUUCUUCAAUCUCCUCUUCUUUAUUUGGAAAAGAUGUGCGAAAACGCGGCCACAAAGCACCAACAAGCGUUCAAGCUCGGCGGAGGAUUUGCUCCUCAGGGGCCGUUGAAGUGCUUUGAUUACCGCGGUCGUCUUAAAAGAACUGGGACUGUUUGGACUGCAAGUGCACAUAUCAUAACUGCGGUCAUCGGGUCUGGUGUGUUGUCACUGGCAUGGGCUACCGCGCAGCUUGGUUGGAUCGCAGGACCGACGGUUCUGUUUCUGUUCUCAUUUGUGACUUAUUACACGUCGUGCCUUCUUGCUGCCUCUGCUACCGAUCUGGAGACUCUGUCACUGGGAAACGGAACUAUACUUAUAUGGAAGAAAAAAUCUGUAUAAAAAAAAUACAUUUUGUGUGAUAAUAUUCACGAUCACUACCAGCAAAAAAACGCAAAACCAUGAAGAAAACAACAUUCAUAAGUGUUGUAACAACAUGGAUUUUUUAUAUGUUUUGUGGAUGCUCCAGGUACACCGCCUUCGGUGACAUGGCAAUGGGAAUUUACUUAGAUAUAGCCUGUAAGUUCUUUUUUAUUAUUAAUUUGAAUUUGCAUCUAGUUUUAUUGUAUACUCAUA